AUAAACCUUUGGUGACUUCUCCAAAACGUAAAAACAAUAGAGCACCUGAAAUGGAAGUAACCGGCCACGUUCUUCCAAUUUUUUCCGGUGUCUUUGCCCUUCUUCUCUUCCUCUAUGCUCUCUUCACUAUGUCCCGAAAAUCCAGUGCUGAUCGGAGGAGACUCCCAGCCCCGCCUGAAGCCGGCGGCGCGUGGCCGGUGAUCGGCCACCUCCACCAGCUAAGUGCAAAAGAGCCAACUCACAUAACGUUGGCCAAAAUGGCCGACGCCUACGGACCAAUGUUUACGUUAAGGUUCGGCAUGAAAAAGGCACUGGUGGUGAGCAGUUGGGAAAUAGCGAGAGAAUUCUUCACUACGAACGACAGAGUCUUUGCGUCUCGCCCAAAGCUUGUAGCCUCGAAGCUACUGGGCUACGAUUAUGCCAUGUUUGGGCUGAGCCCGUACGGCCCACACUGGCGGCAGGCGCGUAGAGUAGCCACGCUGGAACUCCUGACGAACCACCGCCUGGAGAGGCUCCAACAUGUGAGAAUAUUGGAGGUACAAAAUUGGAUCAAGGAACUGUAUAAAUUAUGUGUCGAAAAUGAAGAGAAAGCGGUGGUGGAGAUGAAGACGUGGUUCGGGGACGUAACACUGAACACCAUAUUCAGGAUGGUGGUUGGAAAGCGAUUCUCCACUGCCUUCGAUGACAAUAAUGGAAGUGAAGAGUGCAAGAAGGCGUUGAGGGAUUUCUUUGGAUUGUUUGGAAUAUUCAUUCCUUCGGAUGCGUUUCAGUUUCUGAGCUGGUUUGAUUUGGGAGGGCAUGAGAAGGCCAUGAAGGAGACGGCCGAAUUGCUGGACGACACGUUUGAUAAGUUCCUGAAAGAGCAUCAGCAGCAGCAGGCGUCAAAUUUUGGUGAAUCGGAGAUGGAGGAGCAGGACUUCAUGGACGUCAUGAUUUCUGUGGUAAAAAAUGAAGCAGAAUCUUUCAGCUACGAUGCCGAGACAGUCAUCAAAGCUACAUGCUUGAAUAUGAUAUUGGGUGGAUUUGACACGACGACGGUGACAAUGACGUGGGCUAUUUCUUUACUCCUCAACAAUCAAGAAGCACUCAAGAAGGCCCAACUUGAAUUAGAUGAACAAGUUGGGAGAGAAAGACAAGUAAACGAGUCAGAUGUGAAAAAUCUAUUAUAUCUUCGUGCUAUUGUCAAGGAAACUCUACGCUUGUACCCUCCUGCGCCACUCUUAGCCCCUCAUGAAUCUAUAGAAGAUUGUACGGCUGUUGGCUAUUACAUUCCUAAUGGGACACGCCUCAUUGUUAAUGUUAAAAAGCUUCAAAGAGACCCGUUUGUUUGGGAGGAUCCUUGUGAAUUUCGUCCGGAACGAUUUCUAACGAGCCAAAAUAAUUUUGAUGUUAGAGGACAGAGUCCCCAAUUUAUACCAUUUGGAAAUGGUCGAAGGAUGUGUCCGGGAAUCUCAUUCGCCCUCCAAGUUAUACAUCUUACUCUUGCGAAUUUGCUUCAUGGAUUUGAAAUUGGUAGGCCAUCGGAAGAACUACUUGAUAUGGAAGAGAGUGUUGGGUUAACCAGCGUUAGAAAAACUCCACUCGAGAUUGUUUUAACUCCACGUUUACCUGCUCAAGUGUAUGAAUAAUUUUGCAAUCAAAUUAUGAACAAGAAAUGAAGCUAUUGCAAAGGUAAAAUGUUAUGAUAUUAAA
Momordica charantia (bitter melon) is the source of this 1692-nucleotide messenger RNA. Its product is annotated as cytochrome P450 CYP82D47. The record is from RefSeq and is a predicted model, not a curated record. Gene Ontology annotation, molecular function: iron ion binding; heme binding; oxidoreductase activity, acting on paired donors, with incorporation or reduction of molecular oxygen. Lineage: Eukaryota; Viridiplantae; Streptophyta; Magnoliopsida; Cucurbitales; Cucurbitaceae.